AUGAGAAAAAUAGAGAACAACAUUAUGAUGACGUCAAGACAACGCUUUGAGUCUGCUGGUGGCCGGGGCCUACGCGUGCCUCGUUGCUUGCUUCCAGUGCUUUUCCCCGGGUGUUUCGUCCAUGCUGCAAUCUUACCAUCAGGAGCUGCAGCAAGGGAAAUUGAUGCUACGGUGGAUGCAACAUCGAAGGACAGGAAUACAAUUACACCUUCGUCUACAAAGAGGGACAGGAGUACAGCUACACCUUCGUCUACAAAGAGGGACGCUUGCUUCCAGUGCUUUUCACCGGAGGACAGGAGUACAGCUACACCUUCGUCUGCAAAAAAAGUUGAAAAAACAAUAGGCCUCUUACGACUUGGACGAAAGGAAAGUUCGAAAGAUUCUCUGAGUGGUCGUGGAAGCGAAGGGAGCAUCGCUACAACAACAGAGGGGUCUGGAUCAGACGUAGCAGAUACAACUGGACAUGGCAUAACAGAAAGCUUAGUAGUUCGAUUUUUCCACGACCAGAGUGAUCUUCCAGCAGCAGGAGUUGUACUGGGUGAUGAACAAGAACCAGGAGUGGGAGUGGGUGAGCAAGAACCAGGAGGAGUAGGUGAACGCGGAUUGCCUGAAACGCUGAUUGAAGGUGAAAAGGGAUUGCCUGAAGGUCUGAUUGAACGCUUGAGUAUAGCAGCAGAGCCAGCAAAUGUCGAUGAUCUUCAUGCUCGUCGAGAUGCUGUAGAUCCAGCUCCAGAAGACAAGAAAGUAGCUGGAGGCGAAAUAAAUGUCUCACAGCGGGGAUCAUCGGGCAGAAGAAGAACGAAGACCAGUAGUCCGUCUUCCUCCUCUUCAGCGGCCACAGGAGUUCAGGAUUCCGAGGCUAUUAAGGAUAAUGGCAUUGAGCGUGAGCGUAUAGUUAAGGUUAGGUUAAAGGAGCUUUUUUACCGUUUGUUAUGGCUCUCCUAAGGGGGACAGCCAUAACAAGCGGGACAAACGCGCACCAAAAACCUACCUCGAAAAUAUAGACUGACAGCAAGAAAGACAUUGAAAUCUUCCACGACAUUGAAAACCGGUGAUACUGUAGGUGUAGGUUAGUAAGAAAGUGGUUGACCACUUAGAAGGACGUCGAAAGGGCGUAGUCUUUUCUAAGAGCAACGUCGACGUUGAGAUGGAUGAAGAGGAAACAGAAGCACCUGAUGCUAGUUCGCGGAUGCCAAGUGCCGGUUCCGCAUUAUCAGGGAAAAGCCGCUUGCUUUCUCUGGAAGCAACAGUAUCUUACGGCUACUCGGCUCAGUGUAGAUAUGAGAGUGCAGAGGAAAUGCUCAUAUGAUGCUCCUUCUCCUAGUAGGUCAAUGAUGUUGAAUCUAGUACAUUUGCAAGUAGCAUUGCCACGACUUCUACGUACCAAUGCGACCAUGAGGAACACGGAAGGUCUUCUACAGUACUACGUAAGAUGCCACCAUGAGGAACGUACCAAUCAUGCCACGACUUCUUCUACAGAGAGUCGAUUAUUGAGACUGAUCAGGAGCUCGUCCUCCCUCUAACUACAUGGACACGCACAAGCAGCUGGCCACGUCCGGAGAGGACAACCGCAAAAUGCCACCAUGAGGAACACGGAAGUUGCGGAGACAAGACUCGAGCAAGACGCCAGCGUAAGGACUAGUGCCAGUAGUGUCACUGAGCCUAGUGUCACUGAGCCUGAUACUCGUUGUCUCCCCAUGGGUAUGCGGACGCCUAGCAAAAGCCGGAACUUUCUGCUAUUUGAACAAAAUAAGCUGCCUUUAUUUUAAGCUAGACUAGCGGGUAGAACUCGUCAGGGAAAUCUUAGGCAGCUCGCCGAAUAGAUUCAAACCCUCAAGUGUUAUCGUUGAUGAUGUGACCUGAGCGUGAACCUCUCUCAGUCUGAGCAAAGCGAUGUUGACAUCGUCGAAUGUAUGAUCGUCGAAAGUAUGCAGUUAUGAUUUCAGUCUUGCAGGGAGGUCUUUCUGAGUAUCUCUUUUCGUUUCUUUCCUACAUUAAAUGUGAAGAAACCGACACCGAGAUGAAUCUGUCAACUUAAUUACUAGAACAAAGCGUCAACUUACUAGAAUAUAGCGUCAACUUACUAGAAUAAAGCGUCAACUUACUAGCAUUUAAAGCGUCAACUUGUUACUACUACUACUAGAAUAUAGCUGCUGCAAACAUUUGUCGAAAUCUUACGAUCAUGAUCUACUUGAAGCUAAUAAAUAUACUUGAUGUUACUAAUUCUUGUUGUUCUUCCACCGUCGAUACUCAUACAACCUCUCUAGAUCUAAGAUAAAUAUCUCAAUAAACGACCACUCUCGAGGACGCACGACGAUCGCCUCGCAGGUAUUUAAUUCUCUCUGAUUUGCAUCAACCAGAACCAAGCAUGUGAUGUCUCUGUCUGUUCAAUCAAGAAUACCUCCUUUGAAGGCUUCUCCCAGAACCUUCUCUCUGCAUUAUUUGCGAUCUACUUAGAUUUACUGCAUGAAUGAAUGUUGUAAAAAAUAACCGAGGACAUUUCAUCUUCUAUUCUAGUGAGGCGGUAGGGUCACUAGAAUAGCCUCAUAAUGUUGAAGUAUUCUAGUGAUAAGAAUAAUAGCCUCAUAAUGUUGAAGCUUUUUCCGGUGAAUCAACAUUGUUCGGCUUACUGCGAGAGCG
Messenger RNA from Amoebophrya sp. A25, 2640 nucleotides. The record is from the annotation of a GenBank genome assembly. Lineage: Eukaryota; Dinophyceae; Syndiniales; Amoebophryaceae.